Messenger RNA from Lodderomyces parapsilosis, 720 nucleotides. RefSeq lists its product as uncharacterized. Bases 1 to 720 code for a protein of 239 amino acids. The record is from RefSeq and is a predicted model, not a curated record. NCBI's taxonomy places the organism in Eukaryota, Fungi, Ascomycota, Pichiomycetes, Serinales, Debaryomycetaceae. Gene Ontology annotation, molecular function: NADH dehydrogenase activity. The transcript has a single exon.
AUGUUGUCACGUUUCAUAAGUAAAUCUUCAGUAUCGACUGUACUCAACACGUCCAAAAGAUACUCAUCCAUUAUUUCAGUUCACAGAGAAACCAAAGAAGACAAUACCAAUAUACCAUUUGAAUUUACAUCUGAAAAUAAAAAAAGAGCUGAUGAAAUCAUUGCCAAAUACCCACCACAGUACAAAAAGGGAGCAACAAUGCCCCUUUUAGAUCUUGGCCAACGUCAAUUGGGUUUCACUUCUAUAGCAGUUAUGAAUUAUGUUGCAAAAUUACUCGAUAUGCCACCAAUGAGAGUCUACGAGGUGGCUACUUUCUACACCAUGUACAAUAGACACCCAAUGGGUAAAUACAAUGUCCAAGUAUGCACCACUACACCAUGUCAAUUAUGUGGUAGUGAUGGAAUAAUGGAUGCCAUAAAGGAUUAUCUUCAAAUCAAACCAGGUCAAACCACUGCCAAUGGAUUAUUUACUUUACAAGAAGUUGAAUGUUUGGGUGCUUGUGUUAAUGCACCAAUGAUUGCCAUCAAUGAUGAUUAUCAUGAAGAUUUGUCACCAGGUGGUGUGGUUGAUCUUUUGAAGAAAUUGGAAAAUGGUGAAGAAUUGAGUCAAAUUGGACCUGAAACUGGUAAAAGACAUUCAUGUGAACCUUUCAGUGGUCAAAAAGUAUUGUUGGGUAAAGAACCAAAUGAUAUAAGGAAGUUUACUAGAUCUGAUUUGUGA